Messenger RNA from Pollicipes pollicipes, 3391 nucleotides. It is a transcript of the gene retm, whose product is annotated as real-time. NCBI's taxonomy places the organism in Eukaryota, Metazoa, Arthropoda, Thecostraca, Pollicipedomorpha, Pollicipedidae. The transcript has 18 exons. Bases 61 to 2226 code for a protein of 721 amino acids. Gene Ontology annotation, cellular component: cytoplasm. The record is from RefSeq and is a predicted model, not a curated record.
GUGGGCAGUGGGUGAGAUUCUGGUCAUCGGGUGUCCACAGACCACUGCCUGGAAGCAAAUAUGGUGCAAAAGUAUACAUCACCCAUACGGGUGUACAAGUAUCCAUUUGAGCUUGUGAUGGCUGCCUAUGAGCUGCGCUUCCCUUCCUGUGAUAUGAUUCCAAUUCUGGCUGGUACUGAGAUACUCACUGAUGAGAAGAGUGAUGAUGGGGCUGUACAUGUGGUGGAGCGCAAGUGCCGCCUGCAUGUGGAUGCACCAUACCUGCUCAAAAAGAUCAUGGGCGUCGACUUCAUCUACUUCCGGCAGAAGAACUCGCUCGACAUGCGGGCGCGCACGCUCCACAUCGAGGCCUGGAACGAGAGCUUCGCUUCUCGGGUUGUUAUCAACGAGAACUGCCGCUACACGGCACACCCCGAGAACCCGGACUGGACGUGUUUCGAGCAGACGGCCAGCCUGGACGUCAAGUCGUUCUUCGGCUUCGAGAGCACCGUCGAGAAGAUCGCUAUGAAGCAGUACUCGGCCAACAUAUCCAAGGGCAAAGAGAUCAUCGAGCACUUCAUCCAGAAGCUGAAAGAGGAUGGCGUCACGUACGUGGCGCCGUUCGAGGCUACCGGCACGUCCGUGCCGGCCGUCACCGUCACAGGAGACACGCCGGAGAGCCGCGUGUGCGCUGACCUCUCCGACCUGGACCUGUCGACCGGCGAGAACGACUCUGACCACCAGCUGACGUCGGCCACACAGCUGCACCGGCGUCGCUCGGCCGUCGACUCAGACGGCAGGAGCCAGCUGGAGGCCGACUACAUCCAGCGCUGCCUGGGCAACCUGACGCCGCUGCAGGAGAGCCAGCUGAUCCAGCUGCGCACCUGGGUCUCGGAGCUGGUGAAGGGCAAGACCCCGGGAGACGCAACGCUGCUUCGCUUUCUGCGCGCGCGUGACUUCAACGUGGAGAAGGCGCGCGAGAUGAUCAGCACCAGCCUGGUGUGGCGCAAGAAGUACCAGGUGGACCGGCUGCUGCAGGAGUACCAGACGCCGUCCGUGGCGAGGGACUUCUUCCCGGGCGGCUGGCACCACUCGGACCGCGAUGGCAGGCCUCUGUACAUCCUGCGCAUGGGCCAGAUGGACGUGAAGGGUCUGAUCAAGGCUGUGGGAGAGGAGGGCCUCCUCAAGCUGGUGCUGCACAUCUGCGAGGAGGGCCUGCGCCUGGCCGAGGAGGCCACCAUGCGCGAGGGACGCCCCAUCCGCUCGUGGACGCUGCUGGCUGACCUAGAUGGCCUGAACAUGCGCCACCUCUGGCGGCCCGGCAUCAAGGCGCUGCUCCGCAUCAUUGAGAUCAUGGAGGCCAACUACCCGGAGACGAUGGGCCGCGUGCUGAUCAUCCGAGCGCCGCGCGUCUUCCCCAUCCUCUGGACGCUCGUCUCCACCUUCAUCGACGAGAAGACGCGCGAGAAGUUCCUCUUCUGCGACGACGACUACCAGCACGGCCUCAAGUUCUACAUUCCCGAGGAGCACAUACCGGAGUUUUUGGGCGGCAUGGCACAGUGUGUCAUCAGUGAGGGCGGCCUCAUCCCCAAGACCAUGUACAUGCCGAUCGAGGACAUGGAGAACCAGAAGGGAGAGCUGUGCGGCGGCAUGGACUCCAUCUACCACUGCGUCAGCCUCACCCGCGGCCAGGUGCAUGAGGUGCUGAUCCUGAACAGCGACCGCGGCUCGGUCAUCUGCUGGGACUUCGACAUCAUGAAGUCGGAUGUGGCGUUCUCGGUGCUCCGCACCAAGGUGCCCAUCACCAACAAAGAGCUGGCUCAGCCGCACUCAGGUGCGCUGCAGGUUCUGGAAACACUAAACCCGCUGGCGGAGGACGCCGAGCACCGCUCCGUGGUGGAGAAGAGCUGGAAGGAGGGCGUCGACUACUUCCGCGUCGAGCCGACGCUCAUCUGUCAUGACGGCGAGAGUGUGCAGGGCACGCACGUGACGGCGCACCUGGGCACGUACGUGCUGCAGUGGCGCUACCAGGAGUCGGCCGGCGGCCACCACGGCACGCCGCGCGAGCUGAUCGACACCAUCACGGCGCAUAAGGCGCGCGUCAUGUACUUCUACGAGACGCUGCGGUCGGCAGACUACAAGGGCUCCAUGACUUCGCUCAACUCCGGCACGUCGGGCUUCUCGUCGCUGUCGUCGCACUCGCACCAGGUGCCGUCGACGGUGGCGUCGUCGCGCACCAGCAGAUGACGGCGUUAGCCUGCCGAGCCGGUGGGCUGGCCGGAGCGGCGCGGCUGGACGUGGUCUGGGCGCCGGCCGGGCCCGCGCGUCCCGGCGCAGGGCUCCAGACAGCCGGGCCCGCGUGGGCCGGCGCAGGGCUCCAGACAGCCGGGGCCUGCCGUCCCCGGACGCUGUCUCGAAGGCGUCCGCGAUCGCUCGCCGGCUCCGACGGCGUGCGGGACUCGGCUCGCUCAUUUGUCGGCCGUUGGGUCGGUGUGACCGUAGGACACUGUCUCACCUGCGACGAUUACCCAUGCUCGUUGGAUGUGUUAAAUUCACUUUAUGAUAUAUGUUGUAAAAGGAUAAGUUAAGUUACAUACAGUAUACAGUGUCGCUGUGUCCCAGAUGCGGUAGCGCUGCAAUGGUACUUACUGCAUGGUGGCUCGAUAGUGUUGGUGGUCUACGGGAUGCUCCGUAGUAGUUUCAAUGUGGUCGUACAAACCGCACCCGUUCGGUAAUAAUGUGGUCACUCCUAACCCCUAGCGAUGGGUGCUUGAUUUACAUAGCAGUCGAUUUCUCUGACACUGUGACCAGGGGCCCGCUUGUUGAUGCACUUGAGAAGAACACUUUCAAUCAGCUACAUCGACUAGCUAGUCGUCGUUGACCAGUGUAUGCCAGCACCUGGCGGCGUUGUUAGAAGUACAACUUGUGCGCGCGUUCGUAGCAGGGCGCCACCUGCAUCAGGCGUACUUGGCGCCAGUGCCGGACGGACGGUAUUGUUCGCAGUUGUGUGCGGAGACUGAGACAACAAAUAACGUGCGUACAUAUGUGACACAGUGAUUUAUCUGGCCGUUGAGUGGCAGACGCCCGCUCCUGGAUCUCCAGGAGCCGCGCGGAGGCUGUCUUGGGGCCGGUUGGCCGGUUGUGCUGUGUUUGUAGGGCUCCUGUGACGGGCGUUGCCAUCUGUGGCCCGCUGGAGCAGUGUCGGCGGAUGUGGCCGCUGACCGUGGGGCGGGCCUGAGGCGGGCUCUGACGCCCCGCGGCCCGUGCGCUCCGCUCAUUCACAGCGCGUGCCCGGGCCACGGGACGGUGUAUGUAUCAAGGGCUUCCUCCCGAACCCCGGGCUGUGCCGAGACUGCUGCGGUGGUCUGGGCAUGCGCCGGCCAACAAAACGCUAAUAAACGCCCUAAUGGAA